Molecule: messenger RNA, 1988 nt
Organism: Homalodisca vitripennis (glassy-winged sharpshooter)
Lineage: Eukaryota; Metazoa; Arthropoda; Insecta; Hemiptera; Cicadellidae
Product: mitogen-activated protein kinase kinase kinase 7-like
Exons: 12
Coding region: 320-1915 (531 amino acids)
Biological process (GO): positive regulation of canonical NF-kappaB signal transduction; JNK cascade; protein phosphorylation
Molecular function (GO): ATP binding; MAP kinase kinase kinase activity; magnesium ion binding
Source: RefSeq, a predicted model, not a curated record
AUAUGUUUUUGGUUUCGUAUUAUAUCGUACUAUCAUAGUAGUACCAAGACCAGGAUCAGAAUACAAAUUAGAGGCUUAGAUUUGUUUUGUUUCUUGUUGGCGUUAAGAAUUAAAAUAAGUAUUUUUUAGGAAAUGUUCUUUAUGUUUCAUAUUUGUGACGAUUUUUAUUACUUUGUCCCACACUGAAACCAUAGUGUCAAAAGACAGCAUUAGAUCUGCCGUGAAGUCAUAUAUUUUGCCAGAAAAGUACAUACAAUUUUGUGUCAGCUUGUGAGUUUUUAAUAAUUGUGACAGUAAUUAUGUAAAACUGUGGUUUCUCAUGGCUAACAGAGAUAAAUUAUUUUUGUCAAAACUAGGUGAUGUUGAGGAGAUUGACUAUAAUGACAUAGAACUCAUACAGAUAGUUGGUAAAGGCUCAUUUGGCGUUGUGUACAAAGGCCUUUGGAGAGGUGACUAUGUAGCUGUAAAACACAUAGAAUCAGAAGCUGAGAGGAAAGCUUUUGCUAUAGAACUGCGCCAACUUUCAAGAGUGUGUCAUGACAAUAUUGUUAAACUUCAUGGCGCAUGCACUGUUGACCGGUUUUGUCUAGUCAUGGAAUUUGCUGAAGGAGGCUCUCUAUAUAAUGUGUUACACUACUUGUCUAGACCAGCGUAUACUGCAGGCCAUGCUGUCCACUGGGCACUUCAGUGUGCACGCGGCGUUGCCUACCUGCACAACAUGAAACCUAAAGCUGUUAUACAUAGGGACUUGAAAUCACCAAACCUGCUGCUGAUCAAGGAUGGAACAAUACUGAAGAUCUGUGACUUUGGGACUGCUUGUGAGAGGAAAACAUAUAUGACAAACAAUAAAGGGAGUGCAGCAUGGAUGGCUCCUGAAGUUUUUGAAAGUUCUAACUACACAGAGAAGUGUGAUGUGUUCAGUUGGGGUGUGAUACUGUGGGAAGUGUUGAGUAGACAGAGACCGUUUAGUGAUAUUGGUGGAUCUGCAUACAGGAUCAUGUGGGCUGUACAUAAAGGUGAUCGUCCUCCUCUCAUUGAUGGGUGUCCAAAACCCUUAGAAAUGUUAUAUACAAGGUGUUGGGAUAAAAAUCCUUCAAUACGACCAUCAAUGGAAGAAGUAGUCAGAAUCAUGACUGCAUUAUUCACAUUUGUUAGUGGUUAUGACGUUCCUUUGCAGUUUGAAGACAACUUUCUGGGAGAAGGAGAAGGAGAAGAAGAGGAAGAGUACUGUGAAACGGAGAAUACUUUAGAGUCUCAAAGUAACCUUAUAGAUUCCUACAUUGAAAAUCUGAGAAGCAGUACAAUGAAUGGUAUAAAAGAGCCAAUGGAGAUGAAUUCUGACCCCAGGUUCAGCACACCAUUGGUCAUCAGUGUGGAGCCAGAACCAUUUGGUUAUAUUAAUCAAAAUGGUAUGAAGACUGAAGAAGAAGAUGUAGAUUUUAACUCGCCUACUCCAGACAGAAUGCCCCCAUUAGCACCCACUUUUCUGCAACCAAAGUCACCAUUCAGACCCGUAUUUUGUAACAGCUGUCCGCAGCCAGAGGUGGACAACAUGUACUUGAUGCUGGACCCUCAGUUUCACCCCAUCCCUCCUGACACAUCUUGCCAGCAAUCCAUCCAGAUAUUUGAGCAACACAAACAGUUGGCACACGAGUACCUGGAAGUACAGACUGAGAUGGCUUACCUCCAACAGCACAUGCAAGACCUAUCUGAAAGACUGUCCGUUACUGCAGAACAGCAACAAGAGGAGGAGGAAAUCCGUAAACUGGAAAAAGAAAAGGAACAGUUAUUGCAGCUCCACAGGAAUCUGAAGAUCCAACUGGAGUUACUGAAACAACAACGAGGAGAUCGAUCCCAGCAAGAGGAGCCUUGGACUGAUGGAUGGGUCGUGGUUCCUCAUCCUAGGCCUACGUAGUUACUUUCAUCCUUUCUUUAUUAUUUUUGUUUAUAAAUAAUAAUUGUAAUAUAUAUGUCUUAUUAUAAUGUAA